GAGUGUCUUUUUAUUAUUAUUAUUAAUUAUUAUUAUUAUUAUACUAAACUCUAGUACUGACUUACGCUGUAAUAUAUUUGCAACCAUUAAUAUUUAUUCAAUUAUUAAAUUAAAGUACAUGUUGCUUGAAGCCUGGCGCUUUAACCAAUCAGAUUUCGAGUUGGCAGCACCGAGGCCAUCUAGCAGGCGUCCAAUAACCUUGGCAUUUUCACGUUAUUUGAUUGGACGGUUAUAAAGCGUCACUGAUCAGAGCUCGCAUCUUUAGCAAACUUCACAAGCUCAAAUACAUACGUGUGAAUUUAAUUGCUGUUUUUUUUAUCCCACGACGGCUGGCAGAGGAGAAGAAAAUGUAUUAAUUUGGUUGCCUACAAGAAAGAGAAAAAAACGCUGGACAUCGAAAAAUGCACAGAAAUAAGAACUCCUGCAUGUAGGCAUCACCAUGGAGCUGCACUCACAAGGCUAUCCUUCAAAAAGACGACGCUGCCACGAUGCCCUGUAGCCACGUUCGUGCGAAACAUGUUCAUUCAGAUUCAAGACACUCCAAAUCCAAACAGUUUGAAGUUUCUGCCUGGGCGGACGGUCUUGGACUCGGGUACUAUGGACUUUGUGGCUCCAAGAGAUGCUUUCUGCUCUCCCUUGGCCAGGCAGCUUUUCAGAAUCGACGGAGUCAAAAGUGUCUUCUUAGGCCCUGAUUUCAUCACCAUCACAAAGACUGAUUCACACAUGGAGUGGAAGGUGAUUAAACCAGACGUCUUCGCUACCAUUAUGGACUUCUUCACGUCUGGACUUCCUGUAGUUAACGAAGAUGCCGCUCCACGUGCAGACACCGCGCCCUCGGAUGACGACGACGAGGUGGUGGCCAUCAUUAAAGAGCUGCUUGACACACGGAUCAGGCCCACGGUGCAGGAGGAUGGAGGCGACGUGCUCUAUCGGGGUUUCGAGAACGGCAUCGUGAAACUGCAGCUCCAGGGCUCGUGCACCAGCUGCCCCAGUUCCAUCGUCACGCUGAAGAGCGGCAUCCAGAACAUGCUGCAGUUUUACGUCCCCGAGGUUGAGGGGGUGGAGCAGGUGAAGGACGAGGUCGAAGCCGAGGAAUUGAAUCAGCAGACCCACAAGUGAGUGCGGGAGAGUAAGCAGGAUCUGAACAUCUGAUCGAGAAUGAAGAGGCUGACAUCGAUAAAAACAGGAUGAUGCUCACUAAUACAAUUGCACAAAAAAGUAAACAGGUUUUCCUUCAGACAUUUUAAGGGGAUUUUUAGAACCGUUAUGGAACGUUUAUUACGGGAAUAUCUGAAACGGUUAAAGUUGAUCAUAUAUUUUUAUUUAUUUAACUGAUUUCCUUUAUUGCACUGUCGCAAGAACACACAAACCCUCGCAUGCACAAUGAAUUUUGUUCGUUUUCUUUUUUCUUGAAAUGUGAAUGUGUAUAAAUGUAAUUAAGGACACAUCAUAAUUAAAACAUUUGAAAAUAUACUGUAAUUUCUUAUACUUUUGUUUGACAAAAAACACAAACUAAAACUAACCCUAGAUCAAGCAAUCAUACAGGUAGAAUCUGGUUUGAUGACUUGCUGUUUUGGAAUGAAAACCUGCUCCCACACCUGCCUGUUGUGCAUUGGAUUGGAUUGGAUUGGAUUGGACACCUUUUGUUCAGCCAAGCCUUGUAUAAUAAGUGUAGAUUGUUUGUUUUAAAAGAAGAGUUGGUAGCUUAAGAUAUGUGCAAAAUGACAGUAACGAUCUGGAGGUGAUUUUCAUCUCAUGCAUAAUUUCAUCUCAUAAAUGAUUAUAAAGAGUCUUAUAUUAAUAAAGGUGCAUGAAUUCA
Molecule: messenger RNA, 1819 nt
Organism: Silurus meridionalis
Lineage: Eukaryota; Metazoa; Chordata; Actinopteri; Siluriformes; Siluridae
Gene: nfu1
Product: NFU1 iron-sulfur cluster scaffold homolog (S. cerevisiae)
Exons: 8
Coding region: 517-1119 (200 amino acids)
Biological process (GO): iron-sulfur cluster assembly
Cellular component (GO): mitochondrion
Molecular function (GO): iron ion binding; iron-sulfur cluster binding
Source: RefSeq, a predicted model, not a curated record